GGUACUUACGCAUGCGCGACUUCGACCUCGUGAGAAAAUUCCGACACCAACAUCAAUGGAGGGAAGUCGUCUGGAUCGCACUCCAGUUUUAAGAAAUUCUCUUCUCUUAUGUUAUGAUCAAAAAAUACGUUUACAUUAGGUGAUACUUUAACAUUCCAGUUUGUGUAGUUAUAUAUAGUGCAACAAUGUCGUCUGAUGAAGAGAUGCAUGAUUCACCGCUGGAGUCUCCGAUCAGUUCACCGACCCCAGAUGACAGACAAAAAUGUAGAUCAUGUCGGGAAAAGAUGAAACUGCCUGUGGUUUUGAGUUGUCUUCAUGUGUACUGUUUAAAGUGUUUAGAAAAACAGGUUGAAGAAAAGUGUCAGGAUGAUGACUGUAAACAGAGUGUUAUUGAGUGUGAGCAGUGUCAACAGGAAACACCUAUACCAGCUAAAGGCCUGUCUGACCUCCUUCCUGAGUAUGUGUUAACUGACCUGAUUGAGAUGUCCGAUAUUGAAGACUCUCAGAUAGUCUGUACCAGCUGCAAAGCUAAAGAACAUGCAGAAGCAAGAUGUCAAGAUUGUGCCAAUUUCCUGUGUCCGAACUGUAUUAUAGCUCAUCAGUUUAUGAGGUGUUUUGAAAACCACAAGGUAAUUACAUUUGAGGAAAUGAAGAAAGGCAACACAUCUGCUGUGCACAGACCUAUUUUUUGUACUGUGCAUCUAACAGAAAAUCUGAAGAACUACUGCAAGACUUGUGAGGUACCAAUAUGUAAUGACUGUAUUGUAUCAGACCACAAACCCCCGGAACAUCAGCCGGAGAGAGUUCAAGAUUUGGAGGAGAAAGAGAGAGAAUAUUUGAAGAGUAUUAUAACAGAGAGUAAGAGUAAGAUAGCUUCGUGUGAAGAGGCUACAGGCACAUUGAUGAGUUCUCUGACAGAGCUUCAGAGUCAGAGGGACAAUGCUAAAGACUUGAUAAAUGAGACAUUCCAAAGUUAUAAAGCUAUCUUGGAAAAAAGAAAGGAUGAUUUACUCUCCGAACUGGACACUUUACAAUCCAGUAAGGAACUGUCGUUAAUGGAACUAUGUCACAGUGUUGAAAAAGCCACAGAGAAGCUAGAAGAUGGCUGUAGCUUCACAGAACAUGUUCUAAACAAUGGUAGUGCUCUACAGUUACUCCUCAUGAAGAAAACAAUUUCGAGCCAGCUGUUAUCCUUGAUUAAUAACACACCCAAUCCUGAUGUUAAUGUUCAUAUUGACUUUAAAACAAAUAGUUCUGAGUUUGAAGAGGCCGUAAAGAAAACGUUUGGAAGUUUCAAGAAAGAAGAGGACAUUAAAACUGGUCCAUGUGCAUUGCCAGAGCGACCAUUGUCAUCACUGCAUUCUUCCUUUGAGAAUGAAGGUUUCAAUCUGCACUCAGGCAUUCUUAGUCCCGAUACAACAAUUAUGCCACCAGUUCAUAAUGACUUUAUGAAUAUGACACCAAGUAUUACACCAGGCACUAUCGGAGAAUUCAGUUUCCCCCACAGCUUUUCUAACAUGCCACCAAGCGCUAUACCUAUUGGUCGCAGCAGGUCUACUAUUGAAAGUCGAAGUCAUGACAGCCGGAGUCAUUCACGUAAUUCACACAGUCCUGCUAUGUCAGACAGUGGAAUUUCUGUGGAUGCCGGUAGCACAAACAGCAACUCAAGUGCUCCGCUGGUGAACAUCGCAGCUCUGGCCAAGCUUGGAACAGUUGGUUACAGUGCCCAAGGUAUGGGCGGUUGUAGCGGGCUCGCUGAUUUAAUGCCAUCAGCUCCAGAAAACAGUCAAGUCACCAUUAAUGGACAUGUUGUGCCAGGAUUGAACAUGAGCAACAUUUCUGGUAUGCCACCAGUUUCUAGCCGUGGUCCAACCCCUAUAUCUGAAGUAGGUAUGCCAUCAAAUAACAGACCACAAACACCCAAUCUUGAGACAUUGGCUGGCCUGUUGAAUCGUAAUAAUUCGAGUGUGUUGGAUACUGGAAAUAUGGAGGCUUUGGGAACUUUUGGACUUGGUGCAAGUGGAGGAAACAUAACACCUAAUACUGGGACUCUUACACCAACUUAUGAUGAUAUAACUACUGUAGGUGGGCUAAGUGACAGCACAAGUUCAAUGAACACGAUUGGUUCAAACCAGAGUGGCAUGAUGAAUAUGACAACAGGACCACCUGUCAGAAGAGCCAACAAAAUGAGUGCUAUGCAGAUCAGGUGUAAAUUUGGUCAGCUUGGACCUGGAAAAGGUCAGUUUAACUCGCCUCAUGGCUUCUGUCUUGGUAGUGAGGAAGACAUCAUAGUUGCGGACACAAACAACCACCGUGUGCAGGUGUUUGAAAAGACUGGCGAAUUCAAAUAUCAGUUUGGAAUACCAGGUCGAGAGGAGGGUCAACUAUGGUACCCAAGGAAAGUUGCUGUGAUGAGAAACUCUGGAAAAUUCAUUGUGUGUGACAGAGGCAACGAAAGAUCAAGGAUGCAGAUUUUCACUAAGAACGGACACUUUGUGAAGAAGAUUGCAAUCCGUUACAUUGAUAUUGUUGCUGGUCUUGCCAUCACAAGCCAAGGUAACAUUGUGGCUGUUGACAGUGUAUCACCCACAGUGUUUGUUAUCAGUGAAGGUGGGGAGCUGAUCAAAUGGUUUGACUGCAGUGACUAUAUGAGGGAACCGUCAGAUAUUGCCAUUAGUGGCAAAGAGUACUUUGUUUGUGAUUUCAAGGGCCACUGUGUGGUUGUGUUCAAUGAGGAGGGUCACUUUCAGCGUCGUAUUGGAUGUGAGAACAUCACCAACUACCCUAAUGGUAUCGACAUCAGCGAUGCAGGAGAUGUUUUGGUUGGCGAUAGUCAUGGUAACCGGUUCCAUGUGGCCGUGUUCCAGCGCGAUGGUUCCCUUAUUGGAGAGUUUGAAUGCCCAUAUGUAAAAGUAAGCCGAUGCUGUGGGCUGAAGAUAACAUCGGAAGGUUAUGUUGUCACACUGGCCAAGAAUAAUCAUCAUGUGCUGGUAUUGAACACCCUUUAUAUCAGCUAAGCUGAGUUUGAGUCUACAUUGAAGAAAGUCUAGGAUAGAAAAAGCUUCCUACUUAAAAAUAUUUCAAGUCAACUUUGAUACAUACAUGUACCCAUUUUUAUGGUGGCAUUUUGUAACAGACAUAAGUAACCUUAUCAAUUUAUUUAUGUUACAUAAUUUUAAAGUAUAAGCGAAUCCUUUGCUGUGAUUGGCCACUAACUUGCUAGAUAAAUCUUGGAUUGUUAUGAUUUUUUUGUUUGUUAAGUUAACAGAUGCAAAGAUAGGAUCUGGCUUCACUGUAGUGGGUUUUGCUGCCGUGAUGCUCUAUCUUUGUGAGAAAAAAAGACACUAAAAUUCUUAUAUAAGCUAACUUUGUGACAUACAUAUGCAGAUAUCCGGUUAUUUUGUAUCCAAAGUUUGAAAAAACAGUAUACAUAUAUACAUAGUGUUUAUUUUACUUAGAUUCAAUAUUCAUAUAGUUGCUUACAUGAGUACAAAUCCUUGGGGAAUCAUAACUUUUUUUUGAGAUGGAUCAAUGGCUGAUAUGCUUCUGUGUGUGAUACAUAUAUCAUUACAAAUUUCAGUAUUCAGUAUAUGAUAUAUACAUUUAAUUUACUUAAUAAAAAAAAGAAA
Messenger RNA from Ruditapes philippinarum (Manila clam), 3629 nucleotides. Its product is annotated as B-box type zinc finger protein ncl-1-like. Gene Ontology annotation, cellular component: nucleoplasm; chromatin. The transcript has 13 exons. The coding region runs from base 186 to 3017 and encodes 943 amino acids. The record is from RefSeq and is a predicted model, not a curated record. Gene Ontology annotation, biological process: positive regulation of DNA-templated transcription. Gene Ontology annotation, molecular function: protein binding; ubiquitin-protein transferase activity; zinc ion binding. NCBI's taxonomy places the organism in Eukaryota, Metazoa, Mollusca, Bivalvia, Venerida, Veneridae.